AAAAGAGUUUUUCAAAUUAUUGAAUUUAGUUUGUCGAAAAAUCUUGAACGGAAACCUUUUUCGGAUAACGGAAGUGUCUUGUGAAUUAUUAUUCUUUAAUGUAAAGACUUAUAUAUAUUUAUUAUAUACACAUGCAUACACGUUCACACAUAAUUCGAAUAUUUACAACUAAAAAUAAAAACAUUUAAUAUAAAGUUUUAGUUAAAUAAUGUUUAAAUCAUCGCAAGAAAUACGUUUGAAUACGAGUGAAGCCGCCGCUGCGGGACGUUACACAAACAAUAGUAACGGAGAAGAUUUUUGUAUUUUUGGAAAAUAUCAAAAAACACCAGACGCUGAUGACAAAUAUUGCACCUCAGCGCAUCAAGUAUUUGUGGCCCCGGAAUUAACGGACACCAGUCGUGUGCAGUUAUUGCAUUUUCCCAACGGCGCUGUGCGCAUUAACACCGAGAUUACAUUCAUUAUAAAGAGGAACGGCGUUAAAGGGAACUUUGAAGUCAAGUUGGAAAGUCCAUCCGGCCGGAUAAUAUAUGUACCUUUAAAGAUCAACGAUCCCGAAAGAUUUGAAGUAAAAUUAUUGAUAACUGAAGCCGGUCUUUAUAAAGUGCACAUCAAGUGCAAUUCAGUAUUAUUGCCAAAGUCACCCUACAUCUUAGUAUCGAUAACAGGCAGUGAAAUGGAGACGGAAUUUAAUAAAAAACCGCAAUUACCAGUUUUUAGAUCGGAUGCGUCGAAAGUAGUACAGUAUGGCUUGAGUGCGCAUCUACGCAUAGGUUUAAAUAAGAAAAAUGAAUUCACUGUCGAUGGCUCGCGGGCGGGUAACAACAUAUUAUUUGUGGGCAUUUGCGGCCCGAACGGUCAAUGCGAUGAGGUGGUUAUAAAACACGAGGGUAGGAAUAUUUAUAAAGUGACCUAUCAAAUACAGGAUCCGGGACAGUAUAUAUUAGCUGCCAAAUGGGGUGACGAACACAUAUCGGGAUCACCUUUCACCUUAAGUGCCAUCUAACGACGAACAACUACGUACGGACAUAGCGUGAUUGUUUAUUGCGCGCGAAUUUAUGUUACGUUUAAUAAGAAAAUUUUUAACGUGAAAUGAAAUAAAUAAAUUAUUUUAUCAUUUAUUAUAAACAAAAAAAAAUUAAAAUUUUCUAAAUAAUUGCCUGAUAUGCUAAUAUCAA
This is a messenger RNA of Glossina fuscipes, 1175 nucleotides long. RefSeq names its product filamin-A. Gene Ontology annotation, biological process: actin cytoskeleton organization. The transcript has 4 exons. Lineage: Eukaryota; Metazoa; Arthropoda; Insecta; Diptera; Glossinidae. Gene Ontology annotation, molecular function: actin filament binding. Bases 209 to 1003 code for a protein of 264 amino acids. The record is from RefSeq and is a predicted model, not a curated record.